UGAGGGGGAACCUAGCAUGCAGCCUUCGGAAGAGAUGAGGGGAGGAGGGAAACAAGACGGGAAGGAGGGGAGCUUUGGGAAGAAGGAAGGCCACUGCACAGUGGAGAGUAGCUGAAAGGACUGUUGGAAGCAGCCAGUGGCUCGUCUAGUACCAGCACUGUCACUGAAUCCAUUUCUCAGCCUUGCUUCAGUUCGCAUACGGUGGUAUCUCACUAAUUCAACAUGCAGUUGUAUAAACAACAAUGAUGCAGUGAAAGUUCGCCGUCCAAUCAAGUAAUCGAGAUGUAAUAGAAAGCCGCUCCAGUGGACACAUACGUCUAAACAUACAUACGGGAAAAGCACAGAUCUUCAAGCGAUUCACAGUCUCUCAUCUGAGUAUGACUCACCAUCACCUGUACCGGGAAUACUCUCCAUCUCGAUCGCGGAAGCUGCGUUCACGAGGAACCCUGUCAAACUCUCUCCUGGGACCUCUGGGACUGAAGUCUCUCGGUCUCCCCCCUGCUCUCCGUCAGCACGAUGACAAGAACACCAUCAUCAACACCAACCUGAACUCGGACGUCGAUCGGGUCGCCCUCGAUCGCUGAACGAUGCUCCUGAGCCGCGAUCAUGAUCGGGAUUGGAGGUCAAGGAAGCUUCUUACGUCUCUCCGAUGACAUCGCCAUGGAUUCAACGAUGUCGCCGACAGAAGGUAAGCUCUCAGGGAUCAUGAACUG
This is a messenger RNA of Guillardia theta CCMP2712, 713 nucleotides long. RefSeq lists its product as hypothetical. Lineage: Eukaryota; Cryptophyceae; Pyrenomonadales; Geminigeraceae. The record is from RefSeq and is a predicted model, not a curated record. The transcript has 2 exons. The coding region runs from base 378 to 584 and encodes 68 amino acids.